Molecule: messenger RNA, 300 nt
Organism: Pelobates cultripes (western spadefoot toad)
Lineage: Eukaryota; Metazoa; Chordata; Amphibia; Anura; Pelobatidae
Source: the annotation of a GenBank genome assembly
AUGGACCGCGACAACCCACGACUGGCACAUCAUACCCCGAAAAUGAGCUGUCCCCGCGGAUCGAGGGCAAUCAAGCACCGACAUCAAAGACCACAUCCACAACGCAGCUGGAGGGCUUUCUAUAGAUCCCCGCAUUGGAGGAAACCCAAGGCCCUAAAGAGCAAGUCCUGUCAGAAAAGACGUGGAGAUCUGCCUGUACUCACCGCCUCCAGGAAUGGACUGAAAUUUGCCUGUCUGUAUCACCUGGCUGGCCCACUGCACAACAGUACUCACCCAGGGCGGCUAUCUUGGGCUAUCUAA